UUCUCCCCUACAAAAUGCUCCUAUUUUCCAAGAUUGCAUGAGCACUGAGAGUACUGCAUGUUCAUUCUCACUUCUCUCUAAGAUCUUUCACAUAUAUACUUGGUAUUCCGUAUCUUCUUCAUCUCUUCAGCGUGAGAAUCAAAGUAAGCAACAGAGGAAGUAAUGAGCAGCAGCAGCGGCGUUGCGGAGGAGAGUCUGGUGGAAGCUGCGCUGAGAGUGCUGAACACCGCGGACCCAUUUGAGAAAGCUCGGCUUGGCGAUGAAGUUGCAAACAAAUGGCUGCAAGGACAUAUCACUCGCGCCUAUGAUGCUUCUGUGGAUAUAUCUGUACCGGCUCGCCCUGCCCGGCUCGCCAAUGUGAAGCUCGUGUCUCCUAGUGAGAUGCCAAAGCUGGGAAAGGCUGGGAGUUUACAGAGUAGACAAGCUCUUGUGCACAGUCUUGUGCAUACUGAAAGUUGGGCCAUUGACUUAUCUUGGGAUAUAAUUGCUCGGUUUGGCAGGCAAGAGUCCAUGCCAAGAGAUUUUUUCACAGAUUUUGUGAAAGUGGCACAAGAUGAAGGCCGGCACUUCACCCUGCUUGCAGAGCGACUUAAGGAACUAGGAUCUUUCUAUGGAGCGCUGCCUGCUCAUGAUGGUCUCUGGGAUUCAGCUACUGCUACUUCAAAGGAUCUGUUGGCACGUUUGGCAAUUGAACAUUGUGUUCAUGAGGCUAGAGGACUUGAUGUGCUGCCGACAACCAUAUCACGUUUCCGGAAAGGAGGUGAUGACAAAACGGCCGAGUUAUUGGAGAAAGUUGUUUACCCAGAAGAAAUUACUCAUUGUGCCACUGGAGUCAAGUGGUUUAAGUAUCUCUGUCUGAGGUCAAAAAGUCCACUAAUGGCUUCUGAUUCCCUGGUCUCCAAGGAAAGUGAACCUGAAGAAGCUGAAAUUAUUAGUAAGAUGCAUGAUGAAGUAAUUCAAAAGUUUCAUGCAAGCGUGAGGGUGUUCUUCCGUGGACCGCUUAAGCCACCUUUCAAUGAGGCAGCAAGAAGUGCUGCUGGAUUCGGACCUCAAUGGUAUGAACCUCUUGCUGUCAAAGACGGUUCUGCAGAAUGAGAGCUCUCCCGUACCAGAUUUGUUGUCUUUGUUGUUAUACAGAAAAUACGAAGAGAAAAUGAUCAAACAAGCCAUGACUGUGUUUGUUUUCUGUUUUUGUUUAUUUUAAAUUUUAAUUUGAAUUAUAAAUUUAAGUUAUUUUAUA
Sesamum indicum (sesame) is the source of this 1240-nucleotide messenger RNA. RefSeq names its product 3-oxoacyl-acyl-carrier synthase-like protein (Protein of unknown function DUF455). Lineage: Eukaryota; Viridiplantae; Streptophyta; Magnoliopsida; Lamiales; Pedaliaceae. The record is from RefSeq and is a predicted model, not a curated record.